This is a messenger RNA of Diprion similis, 1781 nucleotides long. It is a transcript of the gene Sap47, whose product is annotated as synapse-associated protein of 47 kDa. Bases 295 to 1665 code for a protein of 456 amino acids. The record is from RefSeq and is a predicted model, not a curated record. NCBI's taxonomy places the organism in Eukaryota, Metazoa, Arthropoda, Insecta, Hymenoptera, Diprionidae. The transcript is spliced from 10 exons. Gene Ontology annotation, cellular component: cytoplasm; synapse.
GCAGAGAGGGUCGAGUAUCGCCGAUGCCUGGAGUUCGUGCUUCCCGUUUGGUUCGGUGGUAGUCAUUUGGUAGUCAUCUGUGUCGCCUUGGCCGUCGCGAGACGUUGAUACAGAGAGUGGAAAGCUGACCGGGCGAUUUCCUGGCAGUCCGAGAUCGGCGCAUCCUGGUAACCUCGUCGGCUGAUACCUGGAAGAAAUUGGUCGAUUACAGUGUCGUGGCGACUGACGACUGACGUAACGUCGUCCCGACUAAAAAACACACCUUAGGUAUUAAGUGUCAGAUUAUUCGACGCCAUGUUCUCCGGUCUAACCAGCCAGGUGUCCAAUUGGAUGGGCAAGAAGAACGACGACGGCACGGAAACCCCUGUCGAGGAAAAGCAGCAAGCCGCCGGAUCCCCAGGAGCCGAACCCGAGCUUGAGGCCGAGAAAAAGGAUUCUAGCCCCACGAAAGGAAGCAAGCUCGAGAUGCUGGCCGGAGUGAAAUCGCAGAUGUCCGGUUGGCUGAGCGGAGGAAUUCCGGGGCUGAGUCGCGGCGCCGGAGGCGCUGGGCAAGCGGAAGGUGAGCUUCCGGCGUCUUCCGAAACCGCGGAAAGCCAAACAUCGCGGGAAAGCGUUCAGGGUUCCGCAUCUGACCAUGUAAAAGACGAUGAUGCUAGCAGGUGGGUUGCUGGUGCGACUGGUGGUGCCGACAGCGGACCUGCCAGUCUCGAGGGAACUCCAACCGACGACAAGGACGGGCAGCAGCCAUUCGGCGCUGUAUCAACCAAAGCAAUAGCCGGAGCGAAAAGCCUCGGUGGAUUUCUUUACAGCGCAGUCAACAAGGCUGGAAAAUCGGUGGUCGAAGCUAGUGCAAAGAUCAAGAAGACAGUCGAGGAGAAUGUCAGCAAUCAGAGUCUCCUCGGCGAGUUCAACAAGGAGCAGGACGCCUUCAUCGCCAGUAAGCAGGGUGAAAAAGGAGAGGCUGUUGCGCCCUGGGUGGGAGCGCCAAACGAGGAAGCUCUUCGCGAGGAGUGCUUAGCCCUAUCAACUGACCGACGUAAUUUCGUCAGAGCUCCACCACCGGGUGUCGAAUUUGUCUGGGAUUUCGAGGCUGCUCAGCCAGUGGCGCAAGCCACCCUUGCGUUAGAUCCGAACUUGGAAACAAUGAGGUUCGAGCUGGUGCCUAAAGUGAUAUCGGAGGAGAACUUCUGGCGUAAUUAUUUCUACCGAGUAUCACUGUUGCGCCAGAGUCACGAACUCAACGCAAUGGCUAGUCAAACGGAAAGCAAUCAGAACCUUAUAUCGGCAGGCAGCAUCGAUCAUACUCAAGAUGACCAGGUGAAGAAGCCUGAGGACCGAACAGCACCGGAGCCAACUAGCGAGGACCAGGAAUCUUCGACAGUCGAUUCGCCAGGUCAUGAAUUUGUAUCAGACACAAUGAGGGCUUCUGAUAUGGAUAUUCAGGAGGUUAGAGAGGGGAUGAAGAAACUGGGAAUGCAGCCACCCGAAGAAGAAGAAUGGGAACGAGAAUUGGAAGCGAGACUUCGAGACUUCGAGGUCGUUCCUGGACCGGAGAAAACAGCGACGACUGGAGGAACUGGAUCUUCGAAAGACGGUACAUUGGGGAAGGAUGACUGGGAGGAACAAAUCGACAAGUUGCUCGACGAAGAGGAUGAUCUCAAGUGAACUGCCUAGUCAUCGACGAGGAUCUCUGCUAGUAAUUGACCUCGAUGCUUCUUCACUUACCUUAUUAUUCUUUCAUUCAUUCAUACGCAAUAAAUAAGAUCGAGUGGUUAAAAAAA